GGCGCUCGAGGGCGUGCUCAGCAAAUACACCAACCUCCUGCAGGGCUGGCAGAACAGGUACUUCGUCCUGGACUUCGAGGCCGGCACCCUGCAGUAUUUCGUGAACGAGCAAAGCAAGCACCAGAAGCCUCGAGGAGCCCUGUCUCUGUCUGGAGCCAUCGUGUCCCUGAGUGACGAAGCGCCCCACAUGCUGGUCGUGUACUCCGCGAACGGGGAGACGUAUAAGCUGAGAGAUGCAAAAGAGAAACAGUUUUGGGUGACUCAGCUUCGCGCUUGUGCCAAAUACCACAUGGAAACGAAUUCUAAGAGUGCUCCAAGCUCCCGAAGCCGAAGUCUCACUUUGCUCCCCCAUGGAACACCCAAUUCUGCGUCUCCCUGUAGCCAGAGACACCUCAGUGCGGGGGCCCCCGGUGUUGUCACAAUCACGCAUCACAAGUCGCCUGCAGCUGCCCGAAGAGCCAAGAGUCAGUAUCCUGGCCAGCUUCACGAAGUCAGAGAGAUGAUGAACCAGGUGGAAGGGCAGCAGAAGAACCUCGUGCAUGCCAUCGAGUCCCUGCCAGGUUCCGGCCCCCUCACCGCCCUGGACCAGGAUCUGCUGCUCUUGAAAGCUACCUCUGCCGCCACCCUCAGCUGCCUCGGGGAGUGCCUCAGCCUGCUGCAGCAGAGCGUGCACCAGACGGGCCAGCCCAGCCACAAGGCAGGCACCUCAGAGAACAUCCUGGGAUGGCACGGGCCCAAGUCACAUUCCACAGAGCAGCUGAAAAAUGGGACACUUGGCUCUUUGCCCUCAGCCAGUGCCAACAUACCCUGGGCAAUUUUACCCAACUCCGCCGAAGAUGAACAGACCUUACAGCCAGAGCCAGAGCCAAACUCAGGCCCUGAAGUGGUUUUGUCCGAAGAUGAGAAAAGCGACAAUGAAGAUAAGGAAGAGACAGAACUGGGUGUCAUGGAGGACCAACGCAGUGUAAUCCUCCACCUUAUUUCACAGCUCAAACUUGGAAUGGAUCUGACCAAGGUGGUGCUCCCCACGUUCAUCCUGGAGAAGCGCUCCUUGCUGGAGAUGUACGCGGACUUCCUGGCUCACCCCGACUUGCUGCUGGCCAUCACGGCUGGGGCCACGCCGGAGGAGAGAGUCAUUAGCUUUGUGGAGUAUUACCUCACAGCCUUCCACGAGGGCCGCAAGGGGGCCCUGGCCAAGAAGCCCUACAACCCCAUCAUUGGCGAGACGUUCCACUGCUCCUGGGAAGUGCCCAGGGAGAAGGUCAAGCCAAGGAGGACUGCUCCCCCGUCUCCCGCCAGCUGUCACGAACACCUGGCAGCCGAUGACCCUGCUAAGAGCUACAAACUGAGGUUUGUGGCCGAGCAAGUGUCCCACCACCCGCCCAUCUCCUGCUUCUACUGCGAGUGCAAGGAGAAGAGACUGUGCGUCAACACUCACGUAUGGACCAAAAGCAAGUUCAUGGGCAUGUCCGUGGGGGUCUCCAUGAUAGGGGAAGGUGUGCUGAGGCUGCUGGAGCACGGGGAGGAGUACGUGUUCACCCUGCCGAGCGCCUACGCGCGGUCCAUCCUCACCAUCCCGUGGGUGGAGCUCGGAGGAAAGGUCAGCAUCAGCUGCGCCCAGACCGGGUACUCGGCCACCGUGGUGUUCCACACGAAGCCAUUCUACGGGGGGAAGGUGCACAGGGUCACAGCAGAAGUGAAGCACAACCCGACCAACACCAUUGUCUGUAAAGCCCACGGGGAGUGGAAUGGCACGCUAGAGUUCACCUACAGCAACGGGGAGUCCAAGGUCAUCGACACCACCACGCUGCCCGUGUACCCUAAGAGGAUCAGACCGCUCGAGAAGCAGGGGCCCAUGGAGUCCAGGAACCUCUGGAAGGAGGUGACUCGAUUCCUGCGGCUGGGGGACAUUGAUGCAGCCACCGAACAGAAGCGGCGCCUGGAGGAGAAACAGCGGGUGGAGGAACGGAAGCGGGAGAGCCUCCGCACACCGUGGCAGCCCAAGUACUUCAUUCAGGAGGGUGACGGCUGGGUGUACUUCAGUCCUCUCUGGAAAGCACACUGAUGGGUGGAGGCGCAGAGCUUUCUGAAAUAGUUUUUCGUAGGAAUUAAAGUGGUAUCAAGAUUCUGUGGGCAUUUGCCGAGACCUCUCGUUAGCACCCAAGAAAUGGUAACGGAAAGAGAAAUUCGAUGCUGUGGAAUAUGCACCCCCUCCCAAACUCUGCUACAGGAUUGAAUUUAUUCAAGAGCCAUUCGGGGCAUGUGUGUGUACACCCUGUCUACGUUCACACACAUGCACUGCGCACACAGUUGCUGAGGAUUACGCGUGUAAAUACCGCCCUCACUGAGCUGUGAGUAGUCACGAGCUCCUUUUUAUCAAGGAGGUCUGAAGUUUUCUAUUUUUCACUUUGCCAAAAAUGUUUUGCACUCAGAGAGAUAUUCCCCCUUAGUCAAGCCCUCUCAAAACAAGGUGACUUGGCAUGGCCCAUCGGUGGCCGUAUGGGCAGAAAGUGGCUUGUUGCUGGUACAAGGGUACACGGCUGUCAUUUCAAGGUUAUUGUGACUGUCACUUCCUUCCCCACCUCCAAGUUUUAUCCGUCCACAUCCAAGAAAGAUGAAUGACUAUUUCCUGCUGGGUGGGGGGUGGGGACAGGCAGGAAGCUGUUCAAGUUUGAUGCCAGGGCCGGACGGUGGCACGGCAGUUAAGGCAACGAGAUCCCCAAUGGCUCACUAUGCGGUUUGAGUCCCAGGCCCAGUGACUUAACAAAAUGCACUGGGCACUUGUGUGUUCAUGCCCCGA
Molecule: messenger RNA, 2800 nt
Organism: Tupaia belangeri chinensis (Chinese tree shrew)
Lineage: Eukaryota; Metazoa; Chordata; Mammalia; Scandentia; Tupaiidae
Gene: OSBPL10
Product: oxysterol binding protein like 10
Cellular component (GO): cytosol; membrane
Molecular function (GO): cholesterol binding
Source: RefSeq, a predicted model, not a curated record